GUGUGGUAGAUAAUACCAAUAGUUAAACAUGCAUUAGUGCUAAAGACAUAGUGCACUUUCUUAUUUAUAUUUUCCUUCGCGCCUGUUUGUGAGUGCUAUAUUUUGUUAGUGCUGGUUCACACCAGUUGCUUAAAUAUCUGCGCAGAUCUGAAGCCCCACACAUACUCACAUGGUGUCCCGUUACCACCUACAAGAAGAAGAUGCCGAUGCACAGACAACUGCACCAAGGCAAAGUUAUCGUCGUUCACGCCCCGAAUCUGCCGGGCUCUUGCAAACACCGCCAGAGCUUGGAGCUGCAAGCGAAGAACUCGCCCAGCAUUUCCGUGGAGCUAAGCAGGACCAAUACCACAGCCAGCUGUAAUCCCAGCCAGCGACGGCGACAGCAACGCUCUUCACUGCAUCGCCAGGAGUCCUGGUUUCGACAUUCCAUGCCGCCAGCUAUCAACAGAGACUUCGAGUCGUUGGAGCAUCUGCAGACGCAGGAGACAAGCAACGGCCUCGAUGAGCAGCUGGCUGCAUCGUUGAGCGGCAAGCUGCCCGUGCUCAGCCAUACGAGCAUCCAUCUGAACAGUGCCAAUAGCAAUCUGGGAUUCAUUGACUCCGACACGCCCAACACGCCCAUCACGCCGCAGUCCAGCUCCUUGGCUGGCACACUCUCCUCCUGUCAGCCGCCAGCAGAGCCCGGCGGUUCGCGGCACAGAUCGUCCCGUAAUCGCAAGGACUCCCGUGCCUCCAUCUUGUCGAAUGCGGCACGCGGAAUACGCAUGACCACUUCAUUCCUACGUCGUAAACGCAAGGAAUACGAAGAUGAUGAUGAAGAGCCACCAAACUUUGGCAGUUAUGACUCGACUGACGACGAUAAGCGCAUCAUAACGCUGAAUGGGCCGCAGCCAACAAAAUAUUGCAAUAACCGAAUAUCAACGGCUAAAUAUAAUGUCCUCACCUUUAUACCGUCGUUUCUCUUUGAGCAAUUUCGACGAUAUUCCAAUAUAUUUUUCUUACUAAUUGCAUUAUUACAACAAAUUCCGGAUGUAUCGCCAACGGGUCGCUACACCACACUGGUGCCACUCGUAUUUAUACUGUCAGUAAGCGCCAUUAAGGAAAUUAUUGAGGAUGUGAAACGACAUCGCGCUGAUAACGAAAUCAAUCAUCGUUUGAUUGAACGGCUAGAAAAUGGCACUUGGACCACUGUGCGCUGGUCCGAGCUGACAGUUGGUGAUAUUAUAAAGGUGGUCAUCGAUACAUUCUUUCCUGCCGACUUGAUAUUAUUAUCGUCUAGUGAACCGCAGGCUAUGUGUUUCAUUGAAACUGCAAAUCUGGAUGGCGAGACAAACCUGAAGAUUCGUCAAGGCAUGCCGUCGACGGCCAAGUUAUUGGACACAAAGGACUUGACGCAAUUACAGGGUAGAAUCGAAUGUGAGCUGCCAAAUCGCCUGCUAUACGAGUUCAAUGGCGUCCUCAAGGAGUUUGGCAGACCCCCCGUUCCAUUGGGCAACGAUCAGGUGCUGCAGCGCGGCGCUAUGCUCAGGAAUACGGCUUGGAUAUUUGGCGUAGUCAUCUACUCUGGACAUGAAACGAAGCUGAUGAAGAACUCAACGUCGGCGCCGCUGAAACGUUCGACUGUUGAUAAACUGACCAAUACACAGAUCUUGAUGCUGUUCAUGAUAUUGAUCUCACUCUGCAUAACGAGUGGGCUGUGCAACUUGUUUUGGACGCAAAAACAUUCCCCAACUGAUUGGUAUCUGGGCAUCGGAGACUUCAAGAGCUUGAGCCUCGGCUACAAUCUGCUGACCUUCUUUAUUUUGUACAACAAUUUGAUACCCAUUUCGUUGCAAGUGACGCUGGAGCUGGUGCGGUUCCUGCAGGCGAUCUUCAUUAACUAUGACAUCGAGAUGUACCACGCGGAGUCAAAUAUGCCAGCCAGUGCGCGCACAUCGAAUCUUAACGAGGAACUGGGCCUGAUCAAGUACAUAUUCUCGGAUAAGACGGGCACAUUAACCCGGAAUGUCAUGGAGUUCAAGAAAUGCUCCAUAGCCAAGCGCAUUUACCAAACGGAACGCACGCCCGAGGAAUCGGAGCUGGUGCAGAAUAUAUUGCGUAGGCACGAAUCCUCCAGGGAUAUUGAGGAGUUUCUAGUCUUGUUGUCUGUGUGCCAUACAGUUAUACCAGAGAAGAAGGAGGAUGGCACCAUUAUCUAUCAUGCCGCAAGUCCGGACGAACGAGCUUUGGUCGAUGGAGCUCGCAGGUUUGGCUACAUUUUUGAUACACGCACUCCCGAAUAUGUGGAGAUAAAUGCAUUGGGCAAGCGCAUGCGUUUCGAAGUGCUGAAUGUACUUGAAUUUACGUCGCAAAGGAAACGUAUGUCGGUCAUUGUACGCACGCCCGAGGGAAAAAUUAAGCUCUUUACCAAGGGUGCCGAUUCGGUCAUAUACGAGCGUCUCUCUCCCCGGGAUCAGGCGUAUCGUGAGGCCACGUUGCAGCAUUUAGAGGAGUUUGCCUCAGAAGGUUUGCGUACACUCUGUCUGGCCGUGGCGGAUAUCGAUCCCGAAGUCUACGAGGAAUGGACUCAUACACAUCACAAGGCAUCGAUCGCCCUGCAGUAUAGGGAGAGCAAGCUGGAGGACUCGUCUAAUCUGAUUGAGACCAAUUUACGUCUGCUGGGUGCAACGGCUAUUGAGGAUAAGCUACAGGAUGGCGUGCCAGAAACAAUUGAUGCUCUGCUCCAGGCUGGAAUAUACAUUUGGGUGCUGACGGGCGAUAAGCAGGAGACGGCCAUUAACAUUGGCUACUCCUGCAAGCUAAUCUCAAACACGAUGGACAUCCUCAUACUUAAUGAGGGCAGCUUGGAUGCCACACGUGAUGCUGUGCUGCGGCAUGUGGGCGAGUUCAAGAGCUCCUCGACCAAGGAUGCCAAUGUGGCGCUCGUCAUCGACGGGAAAUCUUUGAAGUAUGCCCUGACCUGCGAUCUGCGUGGCGAUUUCCAGGAGCUUUGCCUCAUGUGUCGCGUCGUCAUCUGUUGCCGCGUUUCACCCAUCCAAAAGGCCGAGGUCGUUGAUAUGGUGACACAGAGUACCAAGGCCGUGACCUUGGCUAUUGGCGAUGGAGCCAACGAUGUGGCUAUGAUUCAGAAGGCAAGCGUGGGCAUUGGCAUAUCGGGCGUUGAGGGUUUGCAAGCGGCCUGCGCCUCUGACUAUUCAAUUGCCCAGUUCCGUUUUUUGCGUCGCCUCAUACUCGUACACGGUGCCUGGAAUUAUGCGCGCAUCAGCAAGCUGAUCCUCUACAGUUUCUAUAAAAAUGUUUGCUUAUAUGUGAUUGAGCUCUGGUUCGCCCUCUACUCGGGCUGGUCAGGUCAAAUUCUGUUCGAACGCUGGACCAUUGGCCUCUACAACGUUGUCUUCACGGCCAUGCCCCCAUUCGCAAUUGGACUGUUUGAGAAGUUCUGCACGGCAGACACAAUGCUUAGGUACCCGCUGCUCUAUAAGCCCUCACAGAAUGCCAAACUCUUCAAUGUGCGCGUCUUUUGGAUAUGGAUCUUCAAUGCGUUGCUGCACUCGGUGUUUCUCUUCUGGCUGCCACUGUUCGCCUUCGAGUCGGAAUCCAUUUGGUCUGACGGCAAGACGAGCGACUAUCUGCUGCUCGGCAAUAUGGUUUAUACGUAUGUAAUUGUGACAGUCUGCUUGAAAGCCGGCCUUAUUACCAGCUCAUGGACCUGGCUAACGCAUGCCGCCAUUUGGGGAUCGAUUCUGCUCUGGUUUUUGUUUGUGCUGAUCUAUAGUCAUAUCUGGCCAUCGCUGAGCUUUGCGAGUAAUUUCGCCGGAAUGGACAGUCAGCUGCUGUCGACGCCGGUCUUUUGGUUCGCUUUGAUUCUGGUGCCCAUUGCCAGUCUGCUGAUCGAUGUCAUCUGCAAGCUUAUACAUAAUACCGUUUUCAAAACCCUGACGGAUGCUGUACGAGAGCAGGAGAUACAGCGUAAUGAUCCCUCGCAGGUGAUGGAAGAGUCGCGCUCCUCGGAAAUUCGUUUUAAGCAUGAUUUGGACAAGAGAUCGAGCGCCAAAAGGGAGAAGGCCCGAGUGCGAGAUUACCAUUCAGGACAGAGCAUAGAGUUUUCCGGUCGUCGUCUGCGUGUCGAGCAUUUGGAUUUCGAUGAAGAUCUGGAAGCCAUGAAUCAGCAACGGGAAUACCAUAGACGUCGGCACCGCUGGCAGGGCAGCGAGAUCCUGCACAUGUAGCUAAAGCAAGCUGCGAAGAGAGCAAGUUCCUUUGUCUCUAUAUACCAUAUAUGUAUAUAAUAUUUAUGUUUUACAUGUCGUCAAUUGAAAUAAAUUAUUUAUAUAAAUGUUAUACAGUAAGUGCUCAUCAAAUUGAUAGAUAGAAAUCUAUGUGUAUAUAUGUAUAUGCUCAGGGCAUGUCAAGCCAUAUCCAUUAUAUAUCAACCAGUCAGUCAAUAAUAAUGAAAGCUGUAGUAUUCAUACCUAUAUACAUUUACAUAUACAUAUAUAGAGGAUCAUCUCUGUACAGAUGCAAGUCUUUAAAUUGAUCCAACUGUGAUACUGAUUACUCUAGAUAAAUGAAUGUUUUCAAAGAGUUGCAAUUUAAUUUCAUAUUACAUGUUGUUCAUAUCUUAAGUCAAUUGUACCACGCUUAAAUUGAAAGUGAAAU
Drosophila arizonae is the source of this 4659-nucleotide messenger RNA. RefSeq names its product ATPase phospholipid transporting 8A1 (gene ATP8A). Gene Ontology annotation, molecular function: magnesium ion binding; ATPase-coupled intramembrane lipid carrier activity; ATP hydrolysis activity. The record is from RefSeq and is a predicted model, not a curated record. Gene Ontology annotation, cellular component: plasma membrane; trans-Golgi network. Lineage: Eukaryota; Metazoa; Arthropoda; Insecta; Diptera; Drosophilidae. Gene Ontology annotation, biological process: phospholipid translocation.